Molecule: messenger RNA, 3754 nt
Organism: Pipra filicauda (Wire-tailed manakin)
Lineage: Eukaryota; Metazoa; Chordata; Aves; Passeriformes; Pipridae
Gene: PARP10
Product: poly(ADP-ribose) polymerase family member 10
Exons: 10
Coding region: 175-3246 (1023 amino acids)
Biological process (GO): negative regulation of gene expression
Cellular component (GO): cytoplasm; nucleus
Molecular function (GO): nucleic acid binding; NAD+ poly-ADP-ribosyltransferase activity; transcription corepressor activity
Source: RefSeq, a predicted model, not a curated record
UAGAGGAGCUGAAGGGGAUUCCAUCUCGCCCCCCCAGUGUGUGGGUGGCCCAGGGUGACGGGGGGGGGGUGCUGGAGGUGCAGGGGGUCCCCUCAAUGUGUGGGUGCCCCGAGACAGGGGGGCUGAAUUGCAGGUGCUCCCCCUGGGGGUGCUGGCACUGGGCAGCUCCCCCCAAUGUGUGGGUGCCCCAGGAUGGCGCGAGGGGUGCUGGAGGUGCGGGGGGUCCCCCCUGACACCCCAGAGGAGCUGCUAGUCCUGUACUUCGAGAGCCAGCGGCGCUCCGGGGGUGGCCCUGUGCAGAGCUGCCAGCGCCUCGGCCCCCUCUUCUUCCUCACCUUCGAGGACCCCCAGGAUGCACAGAACGUGCUGACCCGUGGCAGCCACCAGCUGGGGGGGGCCAAGCUGGGGGUGUGCCUAGCCCCCCCGUGGGACCCCACCCGCCUGCUGCUGCGUGGCCUCGACCCCUGGACCCCUCCCGAGCUCCUGGACCUCCUCCUGGAGACCCUGCUGGACGUCUCCCCUGGCACUGUCACGCUGUGCCGGGGCCCCGCACCCGACUGGAGGCUGCUGCACCUGCGGGACCCCCUCACCCCCCCAGAGCUGGCGUCGGCGGAGCAGCGGGCGCAGAGCCGGGGGCUGGCGCUGCUGCGGGUGCCACAGACCCCCGCGGUGCUGGUGCGGGCGGCGGGGCCGGCGCUGAGCCGGGACCUGCUCGAGCUCUACUUCGAGAACCGACGCAGUGGCGGCGGCUCCGUGCAGGAGGUGCAGCUGCUGCCGGGCGGGCACCGGGCCAUUGUCACCUUCCAGGAGCUGGCAGCCGCGGAGCGGGUGCUGCAGAGGCCACACCGGCUGCAGGAUGCGGUGCUGGAGCUCACCCCCCACUAUCCCUUCCUGGAGCCACUGGAGGAGGACGGAGACCCUCCCCUGGAUGUGGACCCCCACCCCCUGGACACAGCCCCCCCUCUGGACACAGCCCCUCUGCUGGACACAGAUUCCCUGCCGGACACAGACCCUGCACCGGACACAGCCCCCGCCGUCCCAGAGCUGGCAGCACCGGCAGAGCCGCGGGCAUCGCACCCAGUGCCAGUGCAGCCAUUGGCUGCCUUCCCCAGCAGGGACAAGGACACAGAGGGGCUCGAGGCCGUGACCAACCAGGGCCAGUGCCUGGAGCGGGUGUCAGUGGUGGCCCCAGAGUCAGUGGUGACAUCGGUGCUGGUGCCAGCUCUGCUGGCGCAGGAUGAGGUGCUGGUGCCAGCGGAGCCGGGAGCACUGCAGUACCUACAGCGGCACUACCAGGACCUGCUGGGCAGCAUCCCUGAGGUGUCCCUGCUGCCUCUGGAGGGAGGGGACAUCGCUGGGUUCCGGGUGAGUGGGGAGCUGGGCCGGUGCCAGGCAGCAGCAGAUUUCCUUCAGAGCCUGCUGGGCUCCGUGGCCUCGCACCCCGUGACGCUGCACUUCCCUGGUGUUGCCCGCUUCCUGCGGGACCUGGACGGGCAGAGCCUCCUCCAGCAGCUGGAGAGCCGCUUCCAGUGUGUCAUCCACCUGGAUGGCGUCCCCUGGAGACCCCCAGACCCGCAGGAGCUGGAGGAGCUGCUGCCCCUGAGCCGCCAUUGGGACCCCCAGCCCUCAGCACCACACCCCUGGCACCAGGACCUGCCUGAGGGUGAUGAUGAUGCUGCUGAUGAUGACAGUGAUGGCUUUCACUCCAGCAUAGAGGAGAUCAGGGAGCUGCUGGCAGCGCUGCGCCCUGGCGAGGCUGACGACCAUGGGGACCCCAAGGUGUGGCCUGAUGCCAUCCUCGGCAGUGAGUGGGACCCUGAUGCCAAGUUCCCCGACACGGCUGAUGGGAAGGGUGCCGGGGAGCCGCUGUUGGGCACUGGGGUGGAGGAGGAGGCGGAGAUGGCUCUGGCUAUCCAGUAUUCCAUGGAAAACAUGAGGCGUGAGGAUGAGGAGCUGGCACGCGCCACCGCUCUCUCCCUGCGCUCCUACUGCCGGGAGCGGGAGCAGGUGGAGGAGGAUGCUGGGCUGCUGGCCGCGCUGGAGGCCUCGCUGGAGGAGGCACUGGUGGCAGCAGACACGGCGCAGGUGACAGUGUUCUGCUCCUUUGAGCGGGACGUGUCGGAGGUGCCGCAGGAGCUGGAGCGGGCGCUGGCGGGGCGGCUGCGGGCGCAGGAGGUGGAGAGUGAGCGGCUGCGGGCGCUGCCGGCCGCCGGCCACCAGGCACUGGCCCUGCUGCAGCGCCGGCACGCCGUGCACCUCAGCCUGCGCGGCGGCACCGCCACGCUGCACGGCUUCGCCGAGUAUGUGGCCUCUGCUGCCCACGACCUCGCCAUGCUGCUGCGGCGCCGGCCGCUGCCGGAGCUCAGUGCCGCUGCUGUCACCGCUGCCAGCACUGCUGCCGCACACUGGGUGCGCUGGGACCCCUCCGGCACUGUCGUCCCCUACGCCCCUGAGGCAGCAGCGCUGCUGGAGCAGGCCUGGCUGCGCCGGGAGCGCCGGCUGGACCUGGUGCUGGACGGGCGGCCCCUCACUGUGGACUUGGAGCGCAUGGAGGAGUACGACAUCGGCAGCGCCCGUGCCGUGCCUGUCUGCCGCAGCCAGCCCCCAGCUGAGAGUGCCCGCUGCCUGCUCGGGCUGGAGGUGCCAGGGCUGGAGGAGGAGGUGCGGCUGAUGCCACUGGCCGAGGACUCGGAGGAGUUCACUGACACUGUUCACCAUUUCUACGGGACACUGGAGGAGCUGCACAGCCAGAUCAGCAUCGUGCAGGUGCAGAAGCUGAUCCACCCACUGCUGUACAAGCAGUACCAGCUGAAGAAGGGCAGCGUGGAGCGGGCGUGUGCCGCUGGCACCGCCGCGGAGCGCGUCCUCUUCCACGGCACCACCAAGGCCUCCAGCCGUGAAAUCUGCCUGCACGGCUUCAACCGCAGCUUCUGCGGCAAGAACGCCACGCUGUACGGCCGCGGCGUGUACUUCGCAGCGCGCGCGGCCAUCUCGGCGCGGGAUCAGUACUCGCCGCCCAGCGCCGACGGCACCAAGUUCAUCUUCGUGGCCAAGGUGCUGACCGGGAUGUUUGCGGCCGGGCGGCAGGGGCUGCGGGCACCCCCACUGCGGGAGGGGGCCGAGGGCCCCCAGCGCUACCACAGCGUUGUGGACAACCCCCAGCAGCCCGACAUCUUUGUCAUCUUCAACGACACCCAGGCCUACCCCCAGUACCUGAUCACCUGCCGCCGCAGGCACCCUCCCUGACCUCCCUGAGCCCCCUGGCACUGUCUUUGCCGUGGGGGCACCCCCUGAGCCCCCUGGCACUGGCUCUGCCAAGGGGGCACCUCUUGAGCCCCCCCGACACCAGCUCUGCCGCAGGGGCCCCCUUUGACCCUCCUGGCACUGUCCUCGCAGUGGGAGCACCCCUCGAGCCCCCUGGCACUGGCUCUGCCAAGGGGGUACCUCCUGAGCUGUCCAGCUCCAGCUCUGCCAUGUGGUCCCCCCUUGACCCUCCAGAGCCCCCUGGCACCAGUACCACCACAGGGGUUACAGUGUCCACCUCCACACCAAGUGCUUGAGGAGUCCCUGCCAUGGGGGCUCAGGGGAAUUCCCGCCCUGCUCAGGAGUCUCAGAGUGGGGGGGUCCCCACCUGGGCACAUUCCUGGAUGCCCUUAUGCCAGGGCAGGAGCCCGACAGGAGGACUUUGGGAUCACCAGUGUGACAGCAGUGAAAUUUGGAAUGAAACUGCAAAUAAAACUGGGAAUAAAUUGGA